Spodoptera littoralis (African cotton leafworm) is the source of this 645-nucleotide messenger RNA. The record is from the annotation of a GenBank genome assembly. NCBI's taxonomy places the organism in Eukaryota, Metazoa, Arthropoda, Insecta, Lepidoptera, Noctuidae.
AUGGCAACUAAUGUUGCGGAUCCACCUCCGAAGCCAAAAAAACCUUAUGAAGAAAUUAGUGCUAUAUUUAAUGGAAAUGAGGUAAAAAUACGAGUGCCCAAAAGUACGUCAAAACCGCCAAAGCUGACUCCAUCACAGCUGAAGCUACAACAGAGCUGUACUUGUGAAGAUGAUGAGUCCAUCUGCUCAGAGACCUGCGGCAUGGUGUGUGGGGAAGACCAGUGUCCAGGGAACAGGUUGGAUUUCCAAAUUCCUGACGACAUUUGCGAGUCACUUACACACAGGACGAAUCUAAAUUCAGAGCUCAUUUACUCCAAGACCACUGGCAACGACACGAUGUGUAAUAUAUGCAAUGUGACGCCAAAAGACGCGCCUAAAGGAGUGCAAGCACAGAAGGUGCUGCAUCCAGACAAAGACGUAUUCAUACUCAAGAUUGGGAAGCAAACCGAUGAACCAAACCGUACGGGGAACAUUGAGGUGGAGCUGGUGACUCCUCGUGCACCAGCCAAAGCGCAGCCAGCGACCCACCACUGCAUGCAGAUCCAGUGUGAAGAGGACGACUUUGCUUGCUGUCUUCCUUGCAGAACUUGCCGUAUGGUACCUAAGAAGCGAAAAAUCAGAAGACCCAGAUGCUGCCCUUACUGA